Molecule: messenger RNA, 1245 nt
Organism: Oryza sativa Japonica Group (Japanese rice)
Lineage: Eukaryota; Viridiplantae; Streptophyta; Magnoliopsida; Poales; Poaceae
Cellular component (GO): membrane
Source: RefSeq, a predicted model, not a curated record
UCAAUCAGCGUCACCAGGAUGUCGUGCUCGUGCCAGCGUCAGUCGCCGUCGUCGGGAGGCCGCGGCCGCGCCGUCCCCGUCGCCGACGCGGCCCCGGGCGAGCUGGCGGCGCCGGAGGCCAUCAACCUAGUCCCCAACGGGAAGCGCGGCAUGCCGGUGCUGAUCACGCCGUCGCUACCGCAGCAGCAGGGCGGCGCGUCGGCGGCGGCGUUCCAUGGCAUCAUCGUGCUCAAGGAGGAGAGCGAGGACCCGGUGGCGCUGCGGAACAAGUGGUUCAGGGAGAUGCGCGGGUGGCUGAUGGUGGUGGCGACGGUGGCGGCGUCGGCGUCGUACCAGGCCGGGCUGAACCCGCCGGGGGGGUUCUGGCAGGACGACGCGCCGGGGCCCGGCGGGCACAGCGCCGGCAACCCGGUGCUCCGGCACACGUCGCCGGCGAGGUACAAGACGUUCUACUACUUCAACGCGACGACGUUCGUGACGUCGCUGGUGAUCACGGUGCUGCUGAUGAGCGAGCGGUUCUACCGGUCGGAGACGAAGGUGGUGGCGCUCAUGAUCGCCACCUUCCUCGACCUCGCCAGCCUCGUCGGCGCCUACAUCGCCGGCUCCACCCGCUUCACCUCCUCCUGCAUCUACGUCAUCGUCAUCACCGGCUUCGCCUUCGCCUGCGUCAUCGCCAUGGGAGAGGUGAUGGAGCAAUGCUGCGGGUUCGUGCUGAGGACGUCGCCGUGCAUGCUGAGCCUGGCGCAGCGGCACUGGUGCCCGGUGCCGAGGAGCGUGGUGGACAGGGCGGCGCGGCAGGCCAAGGACGACCUGCACAUGAUGGACCGCGUCAACAACAAAGCGAAAGCGGCGGCGCCGGGGAGCAGUAGUAGCAGCAAGCAGCGGCGACCUUGUUGCUGCCUGUGUUGCGCCGGCCCGCCUCCCACCGAUGUCUGAUCGAUCGAGAGGGAGGGGAGGCGGCAGCAGCAGCAGCAGCAGCCGGCAGAGGCCAUACGCCCGUACCAAUACACCAUGGCCCUUAAUUAGCUUGUUCUUGCAUCGGGCAGUUUGUGAUCUCCUUUAAACUGCUUUUUGCACGCACGCAUCCAUUUAUGUUUUUUUUUUUUUGCUACACAUGUUAUUCGGCUCUUGUCAGAAAAAAACAUUUUUUUCUCUGUAGUAUGGAUAUGUAUCAUGCUCGGUUGAUUUUACCAAUUUGUCAUGAAUAAAACAAGGGAACAAUGGGACUACCCAUAUGUAUGGAUC